Molecule: messenger RNA, 1872 nt
Organism: Caenorhabditis sp. 36 PRJEB53466
Lineage: Eukaryota; Metazoa; Nematoda; Chromadorea; Rhabditida; Rhabditidae
Source: the annotation of a GenBank genome assembly
AUGUUGCGCCGUGGUGACCCGCGGCAACAUGCUUGCCCUCAAAGAAGGAUCGUAACGACGCCAGCUAGAAGAAGAACACCCGAUAUGAGAGCGAACAGAGAGGUGAGCUUUUCAUCCCAGUGCUUUUCUUUCUGCAUUUUGUUAAUUUUUCAGACAGUUACGACGCAGCAAUUUAUCGAUGAGAUGAACAAAAAUCUGGAGAAUUUUAAUGACGAACACUCGAAAAAACUCAGCAUUUGGCGAGAGUCAGGCCUCCGUGCUCCACAGGAAUUGAUCGGAAUUGUCCUCCCUGGCUACAUGGAUGAGAUAGUGGACACGGAUUCUGAGCUCGAACAUUCUACCGUAGAUCCGGAGAGUCUGGAAGAAAUGGUGCAAUUAUAUGAGACAGUGACAAGAGAUUUGGCCGGCUUGGACAGAAUCCUAAGUAAUGGGGGAGCGUCGGAAUCCGGAAUCGAUGAAACACUUGCUCGCCAAGAAGAAACUCUUGAAACAGAAGCGCGCGAACUACGAGAUCUUUACCACAUCGGACAGGUCAGUGCUUUCCGUAGCCAGACGGUGAAUUUCUACAAUCCAGCAGCUUUCAGUAGAUUUAAGUAGAUUUCAGUUUUUGUUUCAGGACCGCGCGAAAAGUGAUGAAGAUUCACUGAGCCAAAGCGGUGGAAUGUUCGAAACGGAUUCCGCUGAAGAUGACGAAAUCGCACCGCAGAACAGAACAAGAGAGGCCUAUCGCAAUUUCGUAGGAAUUGGUCUUGUCGAAACUAAUCAGCCUAAUAACAUCGAUGCCAACAAUCAUAUAGAUGAAAGAAAUAACGCGAAUAACGAGAAUGUCCAGAAUGCUGAGCAUGACGAUUUUGACGGAAUCUUCAGUGAUGACAGUAAUGCCAGUAUCGACAGUUAUGAAAGUAUGGAGCAAGACAGCAGAUCGUCGAGUCGAGCAAUAGACUUCGAGAUGCGACAUGAACAGCACAAUCUCGAUAUCGAUAUGGCUUAUCACGGUCAAAUUUUGCAAAUGCUGCAGUUCAACGCAACAGUGAACUGGAAUAGCCGUCGCGAUUUCUUCCGCAAAUUUCCUCCGUACAAGUAUUCUAUUGCUGCCAGGCAAAUCACCGAAAAUCUAAUCGGUCAAGGUGUGGACACAACAGUGACGCCGUUAGUUUUGGCAGCGGAGCUCCUCAAGAUUGGUAGAGACGGUGGAGCAAAUUAUGAAAUUCCGUUGAUCAAUCCUGCUGAAAUUGUGGACGAGGAUAAUGAUGUAGGUUCUAGCAACUAAAAAACAGAUUUGUAUUUUAGAAAACUAUCAAAUUCGGUCGCCAAACACUUUUGUUUUCAGAUGACGUUGCCAUGGAACGUCAGAAGACUAGCUGGAGGAGAAAUGGACUUACUUGAGGAGGCGUUCCUGAGGCAGGAAUACGAUCGUUUCAGAGAGCAAAUGCCCAUUCUUAAUGGGCCACCAGAACCGGGAAUCCUCCGAGUGAGUGUUCAGACAUAAGAAAAACAUUACGUAGUUGUUCUAUCACUUUAAGGGUCCGAUCAAUGUCUCUUUCCGACAGGAGUUACACUGGCGCAGAUGGAAGGUUAGUUUGGUACCCAGUCUCCGAUGACAAAAUGAAUUUGCAGACGGCACACGUGCUUGAAUGGCUGCGUACCAUCUUCGGCAGAGACCAUGAGAUACUGGCGACUUUCAUGGAAGCCAGUGUAGAAGGAAAGGAUUUUGUCCAACUGAUCAUGCAGAACGACUGGGAAAAUUUCGACCCGUCCGUUCCCGUUGAAGACCGUCAGCGCAUCGCAGAAGCCUUUGAAGAAGUGCGAGAGGAAAGAAACCGGAUUCUUGAGAACCGUUUACAGGAAGCUGAUGAAAAUCAAAUGAUCUAA